CUUUCAAUCCCACUUUCCUAUAAAACCUCAUACUACAACCGGAAGCCACACUCGAAUUUCUCUCUCUCUGCGGCUCGUUGAGAAAGUCCACGGAGACAAUGGCGGGAAAGCAAGUCGCCGGCGAGGGCUUGCCGGCCAACAUUGCCGGAAUGUCGAAAAGCCAACUAUACGAGAUUAUGUCCCAGAUGAAGACACUUAUAGAACAAAACCAGCAGCAAGCGAGGCAGAUCCUUAUCCAAAACCCUCUCUUGACUAAAGCCCUUUUCCAGGCUCAGAUUAUGCUUGGAAUGGUUAAGCCCCCUCAAGUGAUUCCUACCAUUCAGCCACCUGCAUCACAGCAAUCUCAGCAAUCAGCUCAACCGGCUCCACAGUUAAACAUCCAGCCAGCACAAUCAUUGCCUGGUCAAGUCGGAUGGCAGGACCAAGCUGCUGCAUCUCAGAUCCAACCUCCCGUAAGGAAGCAUCUUCAAAACCAAACUGGGACACAAAUCUCUGCUGCUGCUGCUGUUCCUGCAGCAAACCUUCAGUCUCAACCCAUGCCACCACAUUCCUUACAGAUACCACAGCAGACGAAGGGACAUUUGAAUCCUCCAAUGUCCCUUCCACCAUCGUCCCAACUCCCAAAUGUACCUCCUCUUCCUCUACAUUCAUCUUCACUGCCCCCUCAUCAUCAUCAAACCCAUAUGCCAACAGCCUCUAGCAAGUUGCAGCAGCCAUUGCAGACAACUGGAAUUCCUCAUAUGCCUUUGCAACCACCAAUGCGACCACAGGCAAGACCACCUUCAGUGCCAACUUUCCAUCAUCAGUAUGCUCCACAAAUGGGUCCUAAUGCAGGUUUCCCUCCUCAGCAUCUUUCACAGCCGAUGUUCCAUUCAGGUAAUACACCUCCUUCUGGCCUUGGACCUUCUUUUCCACAAGGACAGCCACCACAACCAAGUCAGCUGCUACCCCAAUCAAUGUAUCAAAAUCAGGCAGGAGGCUUGCAUAUAGGGUCUGAGUUUGGCAACCAAGUUGGAGGUUCCAUGCAGGCAGAUAGAGGAUCUUCUUGGAUGUCUAGCCAACCAGACAAUUCAACACUAACACAGCUUCAAGGACCCCCAGCAUUGGUUCCCAGUCAGAUGGGUCCAGGAAAUCAGCCCCCUCGCCCUGCAUCGUUGACUCCUGAAAUGGAGAAGGCACUACUACAGCAGGUAAUGAGCCUCACCCAAGAACAGAUUAAUCUCUUGCCACCAGAGCAAAGGAAUCAAGUGCUUCAGCUCCAACAGAUUCUGCGCCAAUGAGAAGGCUUUACUUCAGCAGGUCAUAAGCCGCACUGGGAAGCAGAUCAAUGUCUUUCCUUCACACAACAAUGGAACCAAAUGUUAUGCUAUAUUCCCCUGACAUAGCAUGUGAGGAACCUGUGUGAUAGAUGGUAACUGAUCUGAUACAGUCAAAUCCCAACCGAAGAAAAUUGUUUUUCUGCUGUUAUACUGCUGCCAAUUCAGCAUUUGCUGCGGAGACUUAUAUAGAUGCAUUUUAUCUUAAUCUCCUUGGAGUCUUGGAAAUUUAUUUGUGGAUUUGUAGCCUUUUUAAAGUUGAUUGUUGGCACAUUGGUGGGCCCUUGCGAAGAUACGUUUCUUUAAUGUGUUGUAAGUUAACAAACUUUAAGUUGCGAAGAUGCCUUCGCACUAUCCACUUCCGGGCGCAUCGCUAAUACAUGGCAUACAUAAUCGAGGAGAAGCGGAGAAGCCUUAUGCCAUGUACUUUCUUUCUAGUCGCUCUACGACAAUUUCAUUUUUCCAAAA
This is a messenger RNA of Durio zibethinus, 1784 nucleotides long. RefSeq names its product hydroxyproline-rich glycoprotein family protein (gene ESP1). Gene Ontology annotation, biological process: mRNA 3'-end processing. Lineage: Eukaryota; Viridiplantae; Streptophyta; Magnoliopsida; Malvales; Malvaceae. The record is from RefSeq and is a predicted model, not a curated record.